UCCGCUACAAAUCUUCCAUUUCACUCCGCCCCAGCAUCCGAUACGAGAGGAAACAGCACGGUCCAAAGCACGCGACUGCGUAUCGCCACUCCCGAAAUAGCCCCCCGCGCCGCUUGCCGACCAUCGACGUGCUUUUAGUAUGCUGCGCGCAUGCGACACGCCCGCACCCCUGUAUUCCUAGUCAUCACAUUUCAAUAAAAUCAAAAGUGCUAUGUAAUUAAAAUGGUCGCGAUCCUAGCCAACCCGAAAUGGAGCGAGGACCUCACCAUCCAAAUGAUAAUCGAAUACGAGAAACGUGAAUAUCUCUGGAACCCCGUCUCCGAGCACUACAAGAACAAAAAAGUACGCGAACAGGGCUACGUCGAGAUCAUCAACGCGCUGAAUCUGGUGGACGUAACUGUUAAGGAGCUGAAGAAUAAGAUAAAAAAUAUACGGUCAUCGUACAGUGUCGAGUUGAAGAAAAUUCGCGCGGCGCGGAAGGCUGGCGCGCAUGCGUACCGGCCCAGCGUCACGUGGUUCGAACACGCCGACAGGUUCCUAAGGGCGAUCGUCACACCGAGCUCCGUUGAUAAUAGCUUGUUGGAAAUCGCGAUGAGCGACGACAGCGACGCAGUCCAAGAUCUGAGCGAGCGAAAAUCCCCAGAAAAGAAAAGCCCGCGCAAGCGUAGGAAUUCUACUCGGUCAUCUACCCCUUACGUUUUGAACACGCCAUCACCGCGUCCCGGCACCCCGUUCGGUUUAAGUCAGUCCCCCUUUGGUAUCUUACCCUCAUCAACGACAUCGUUUCUCAACCCCCCAGUCGGAAUAGCCACACCACUCACCUCCCUCGCAACGAUAUACCCGUUAGCAAAACAAAAGAAGACCAACGACGAACGAAGCGAUUUAGAGCCGCAAGAUCUCAGUCAACACUCUGAGAAUGGGAACGAGAACGAGUUCGAAAUGUUUGGAAAACUAAUAGCCAGUCAGUUGAGAAAAUUGCCUCUCAGCCUUGCGUUGGACACGCAAUUAAAGAUUCAGACACUCGUGAACGCGGCUCGCAUUCAAGCGGUCUACCAACAGUACAGCUACGCGGGCCCGUCACAAGAGGCUUUGUCUGUGCAGGCACUCUCUAACGGAAUCCUAUCUAGUAUGUCACAAAGCACGUACUCGUCGCGUGCAAUGGGCAUUCGGAAUGAAUCCCCUGACUUACAAAGGGACUUGAAAGAUUACCAUGUCGGCUCGGAGCCAGAGGAUUAAAAUUUCAUUUUACAAACUUGAAAUAUUUUGUAUUAAAGCAAUAGGUACCAACAAAAUGGGGCAACUUUUUAUUAGUUACCCGAUAAUUAUGAAUUUUAAUUAUGUAAUUAUUGCUAAUCUACCUCUAUGUUUAAAAAUAUCGGAUUAUAAUAUGUGUUAGAAUUUAGUCUGUUAAUAACGAUGCCAAAGUACAAAUAUAAAUCUGCCAGUAGAUUACAGAGUAUACAAUUAAAAUAUUUAAUAUAUUAAGAAUUGAUGUUAGAUCUCGGUGUCCGGCUGUGUUGGUUUUGUUUAAAGAUUUUUAAAAUGUCUUUAAACCCUGUUUUAAAACGAGCUUAAUUUUGUAUUAUUCAAGUUUAUUCAAGACACUAAGUAUCUAUCAAACUGUUCGCAAUAAAUGAAAUGUCAAAUUGACAACACUCACAGACAUUAUUGAGACACUAGAUUUUUUUGACACCAAACGAUCAGUCUAGUACAUUGUCAUUGGUAUAAUAAUAAUUACGAAUUUAUUUUCAGUGAUACAGUAGGUACGUAGAUAUGUGAAAUGUGAUUAUUUAGAAAAAUACCUCAGUAUACCCUAGAUUUAACUAAGUAUUAUUUGUUGUUGUAUGUGCCAGAAUUAGAUUGUGAUCUAUGAAGAAUAAAUAUUUUAUGAAUGUC
This is a messenger RNA of Pieris brassicae (large cabbage white), 1896 nucleotides long. RefSeq lists its product as uncharacterized. NCBI's taxonomy places the organism in Eukaryota, Metazoa, Arthropoda, Insecta, Lepidoptera, Pieridae. The coding region runs from base 223 to 1236 and encodes 337 amino acids. The record is from RefSeq and is a predicted model, not a curated record. The transcript has 2 exons.